Benincasa hispida (wax gourd) is the source of this 1176-nucleotide messenger RNA. RefSeq names its product polygalacturonase-like. The record is from RefSeq and is a predicted model, not a curated record. Lineage: Eukaryota; Viridiplantae; Streptophyta; Magnoliopsida; Cucurbitales; Cucurbitaceae. Gene Ontology annotation, biological process: carbohydrate metabolic process. Gene Ontology annotation, molecular function: polygalacturonase activity.
AGUAGUAGUUUGAUUCCAUUCAUUGUGUUAGUGACAUUAAUGAAUUUGAGUGUUUUUGGUAAUGCAUGGUCUUACAAUGUUGUUAGCUUUGGAGCCAAAGGUGAUGGAAGAACCGACUCAACACAAGCAUUCCAAAGGACAUGGUCUAAUGCUUGUGCCUCCACAAAACCAGUCACUAUUUAUGUCCCACGAGGUAGAUAUUACCUUCAAAGUGGAACUUUCGAUGGACCCUGUAAUAAUAAUGCAAUCUUUAUCCGCAUUGAUGGCACUUUGGUGGCUCCUUCCGAUUUUCGAGUUAUUGGAAACUCUGCAGCUUGGAUCCUGUUUAGGCACAUCGAUGGAGUUACUAUCUCAGGUGGUAAUCUCGAUGGGAAGGGAGCUGCCUUAUGGGCUUGCAAGAAUUCUUCUACUAGCACUACUUGCCCAACUGGUGCCACGACUCUAGAAUUCUCCAACUCCAAAAAUGUAGUGGUCAGUGCAUUGACAUCACUCAAUAGCCAAAUGUUCCAUAUAGUCAUCAAUGGUUGCCAAAAUGUCAUGAUGAAAGGCCUUAAGGUCUUGGCCUCCGGCCAUAGUCCCAACACAGAUGGAAUUCAUGUGCAAUUGUCUUCUGAUGUGACCAUAUUGAACUCCAAGAUAGGCACCGGAGAUGACUGCAUUUCUAUUGGUCCUGGCACUUCCAACUUAUGGAUUGAAAAUAUCGUCUGUGGACCUGGUCAUGGAAUAAGUAUUGGGAGUCUAGCAAAGGAUUUACAAGAACCUGGGGUCCAAAAUAUUACCGUGAAGAAUGUUGUAUUUUCACGGACUCAAAAUGGGGUAAGAAUCAAAGCGUGGGGCAAGCCCAGCAAUGGAUUUGCUAGGAACAUUCUUUUCCAACAUAUUGUAAUGGACAAUGUCCAAAAUCCAAUUGUUAUAGAUCAAAAUUAUUGUCCAAGCCACAAAGGUUGUCCAGGAAAGGCUUCUGGGGUUAAAAUUAACGACGUAACAUACCAAGACAUCCAUGGAACAUCAGCUACCGAAAUUGCAAUAAAGUUCGAUUGUAGUCCAACAAAUCCAUGUGUCCGAAUAAAGUUGGAAGAUGUAAGGCUUACCUAUAUGAAUCAGACAGCGCAAGCUACAUGCAAUAAUGUAGGAGGGAUUGUAGCAGGUCUUGUUCAACCCACUAGUUGCUUCUAA